This is a messenger RNA of Lingula anatina, 963 nucleotides long. RefSeq lists its product as uncharacterized. The record is from RefSeq and is a predicted model, not a curated record. Lineage: Eukaryota; Metazoa; Brachiopoda; Lingulata; Lingulida; Lingulidae. Gene Ontology annotation, molecular function: protein binding. Gene Ontology annotation, biological process: regulation of apoptotic process.
AUGGAAGCCAUGUUAGGGCAGUCAAGACGAGGUGUAAAUCCAAGAUCAGGACAGGUGACAAUACAGACACAACCUCCAUUAGCUGAACAUGGACAAAAUCCAAGAUCAGCUUCAAACCUUGUCUUCUUUGAGAAGACAGAAUGUGUGCAUUCUUUCAGUACUCAACUGGAAGAUGAUAGAGGAGUACGCAUGACUGGGCUAGCCGUAGAUAAGGAACACAUGUUUGUUGCGGAUUAUGUAAAUAACAGAACAAAAGUAUUCACACAUAAAGGACAAUAUAAGUUUGAUAUAAAACUAAACUAUCCAUGUGAUGUGGCUGUGUCACAGACCGGUCACCUGUAUAUAACAUCACAUGGUGACAGUUGUGUCCAAGUGUACUCCACCAGAGGUCAGCAGGUGACAACCAUGGGUCAGGGUCUACUGAAGUGGCCAUGGGGUAUAACACUGAACAGACAAGGUCAUGUGAUGGUUUGUGACAGUGUAAAGAAAUCCAUCUUCACAUUCCAUGCAGACAGUGGACAGCUCCUUAACACUAUUCCACUCAAUAUGUGUGUUUCCCCAGUGUACAUCACAGUGAACAGUUUGAAUUAUAACAUUGCGGUAGCAGACAGGUGGGGACACUGUGUACAUGUGCUGUCACCUACUGGUGAUCAUCUGUACCAGUAUGGCAGCUCAGAGAGUGAUGGUGUUCUCCUGAUGUUACCACGUGGAGUGUGCACAGACAAUUACGGACACAUAUUCUUUGCUGACAUGGGUAACCGGAGGAUAGUGGCACUGAGUCCACAGGGACAGUUUAUCAGAUACAUUGUCACUGAGGAUGAUGGGUUUGAGUAUCCUGUAGCAUUAACCAUCAACCCUGCUGGCCAACUGGUGGUGGGAGAUGAAAUAGGCAAAGUCGAAACAUUCAAGUACAUUCAACUGAAAGAAGGUGAGCAAAAUUUGUUUUUUGUGUAUUGUGAUUAA